Molecule: messenger RNA, 3626 nt
Organism: Parasteatoda tepidariorum (common house spider)
Lineage: Eukaryota; Metazoa; Arthropoda; Arachnida; Araneae; Theridiidae
Source: RefSeq, a predicted model, not a curated record
AUUGCAUUUCUUUCUUAUUCAAUAGGACGCUCUAAUGUGCAAUCAAAACCUGUUGUUGCUAAGUCAACAAUAGUUCAAUUACGUAGAUCUGGUCCCCGAAGCAAAACUGCACCUGUUCCUCCUAAAAGAACAAGUUCCUUCCGAGAUAGCACAUACCAAGAUAAAAUGGGAGAGGAUGGAUCUGAAGGCUCAAAAGAAGCUGUUAAUGGCUUAGAAAGAGUGUUUGAAAACAUAAAUAAAGAAUUGCAAGAUUUAAAUAGCAGUGCUGGGGAAACAGAAAGUGAUAUCCAAGAGAGAACUCCUGACACAGAAGAUUCCGAAAGUCACACGGCUACCUCGGCUUUAAGUGUUCCGAAUACAGCUCAGGCACUUUCCCAACAAAAACUUAAAAAGACCAGAACUUACCCUCCUAACAUCCAGCAAAGAAUGAAAGACAAUGCACAAAUAAAUAACAAAUCGCAACCUAAAAAAGUUCAAAUAGCAGCUUUAGAAGUUCAAAAUGUGAAAAGGGCAAUAAAUCGAUAUGGAACUCUACCCAAAGGAGCUAGGAUAGGGGCUUAUUUAGAAUCUCUACGCCAACAUGGAUUGCACGCAGGUUCUCAACCAGAACCCGUUCUUGAAUCGGAACUCGAUGUACUUAAAGAAGUUAACUCUGAUUUAAUGUAUUCUCAAACUGGGGAAUUAGUCAGUCGUAUAGCUUGUGACACAUUUACUGCAACCCAUGCCAAUAUACCCCAGAAUUCUGAUAUAUCUAGGUAUUUCAACCAUGGUGUAUUGCAAAGACAGAAGUCAGAUUUAACUCACACAAAAUCUAGCGAGGUGUUCGAAACGGGCUCAAUUCCUGAAACUCAUCACUUGGCAAUUAAACCCGUUCCCUCUCCCCGUCUGCCCCGCAAUAAAAAGACUGAUCGUUAUUUGCAAAAGAUGAACAAAAUAGAGGAUAGUAAAGAUAACCAUGAAAAUGUGAGGGAAAAUGGGUCUCUCUUUGGUGUAAAUCUGAAGCAUAGAGAUUCUGUGGAAGAUGAAAGACUCGCUUAUAACCAGUCACCACCACCUUUUGGAUGUGGUCUUGUAAGGCGCACACUAAAGAAACGUCCGAAAGAUAGACCACCUAGUCCACCAAAAAAUAGUAUUGUAAAAAGUGGUUCUAUGGAUGAACAUCUCGGUAGAAAUACUGAAAAGUCUCCUAUGUCCAAUUCUGCAUCUGAUCAUGCCCAGAGCCCAAACGCUUCCUCAUUAGGAUCCAAUGCAAACAGCCCUCAGCAAUUUAAAGAACCCAAAGUAACUGGCGAAUUUUCCUCCUUCCCUACGUCGAAUUCUAAGGACAUCUCCAAUGAAAAUUCCGCAUUUGUGUCAAAUGCCUCAACAUUCAGACAGAAUCUGAAACCCGUUUCUAAUUCUCGGUAUAAGUCGACACCCGCUCCGGCGCCACCUGCUAAUCCUGCUGCUCAAUUAGUAACCGAACUAUUUGAAAGCUUGAAGAUGAAGGCACGCAAAAAAGCUGCAGAAACUGAAUCUAUUGCCAGUAAUACUCUUCAAGGGAAUCCUGAUAAAACUGUUAAAAAAAUUCCUGCUGCAGAACAAAUUCCUAAGCCUAUAUCAAAAACUGACAAAAUUAUUAGCAACAAUUCUCAAUGUGAUAAUUCGGAAACCACCAGUAAUUUGUUGAAUCAUGCACCCGAACAGGAUAAAAAGCGUAUUAUCUAUUCGAAACCUGUUUUAGACCGCAUGUGUGCUUCACUAGAAGAAGAUAAAUUUAAAGAUAGCAUAGCUCCACCUGUUCAACGCACUAGUGUGCUAUCUGAUGGUGAUACUCGGCAUGAAAUAACGGAGAUCACUAACCCAGAUAAGACCAAUCUUGUUGAAGACGAUGAGAGCAAAAGGCACAGUUCUGGGAGCAUCAGCAGUUUAAAGAAGCUCUGGGAAAAAGAUGCAGAUAGUCACAGUGUUGAUAAACCAAAUGAUACACUCAAAAAAGUCUGUCCAAAGAUUAUGGCUCAACAGCUGGAAUCUAGAAUGAAAAGAAGCUUUGAACUGCCAGAUUCGAAAGAUCAGAAAAUUAUUGGUAGUGCUCAAUCUGAUACCGGUGAGGCUGAAAAAGGCUCUAGAAACAAUUUACUAACAUGGAAAGGAUCUCCACCAUUGCAAAAUAAAUCUAACAUUAAUCAGAACAAAGAUGGCAGCACUGAUACCAAAAAAGAUGACGCUGCACAGUCAGUGAGGUGUGAAUCUCAGGAAAGUGUCAACGAUGCUGCAAUAGCAGUGUCUGUCUCAAAGCCUCAAGUACCCCAAAAACCUCCAGUGAAAGGUGUUCGUCCCGUGGCAUCAGUCGCACCUGUAACUAAACCUACCAAACCUGCUCUUAAACCACAAUUGUUUCCUAGAAACACCCCAAAAAGCUUAGACAGCCCCACUUCCCAAUCUAGUUUAGAACAAACCAAUAAAGAUAAGCUAUUGGAAAAGAAUGAAAAUGACAGUGACUCUAAAUCGGAACUUGCAAAUACCAAAGCUUCAAUAAUAGAUAUUUCCAAUGCUUUAGAAAAUAGUAUAGUAGGUCUUAGAAAUGCCUCAAGCAUAAGUAGCAUGAGCAUUAUUCAAUUGACUGAUAAAGUUCAACUUUUUCGCUCAUCCUGUUCCAACUAUGCAGAAUAUAUCCCUCCGCAUGGUCGGUUUCGUUUUCGUGAACUCCUCUCUCGUCUAGAAAACCAAGGCGAACAGCUGAGGACUUGCAAUAGUAACAAUAGUAGUGAUAGUGCGAAGUUGUUGUCCGACCUUCAAAAUACUGUGCGUGAUCUUGUUAAUGUUGUACAGCGAUGAAACAUUUUUUGUACAGUACUAUCUUUGUUCUGUGGUUAUCCUACUGCACAUCUAGUGGGUAGGAGUCAAAACGACUUGAAAACUGUCUAGUCGUUAUAAUAUUUCAAGCUUAAGAAAGAAAAAUAAUAACUGAACGGCACUUGUGUGCCUUUUUUUUAUACCAAUCCCAAAAUGACUUUAGUUUGCGAUGAUAAAGCUCUUCAUUUUAAACAGACUGACGUACCUCAUUUUUAUUCUCUUUAGUAUUAUUGAUUUAUCAUAUUUUAUAAAUAUGAUCUGUAUUCUUAGAAUCUGAACUAUAUCGAUAGUUUGUUUUAAAAAAAUAUGGUCCUCUUUUUGUAAAGUGAGAAUCAGUUUACAAUUUAUACCAAGAAUUUUAUUUAAAACUUGUAUUAAUUUAUUUUAAGUGCAUUUAUAAUUUAUGAAAUGGACUGAAUCUUUAUUUAUCUAUGCAUAGGUUUUAGCAAAAAAUAAAUUUAAAUAAUGCAAGUUUAAUAUAAAUACAAGUUUUUUCAACUAUACAAAAAAAAAUAUAUUACAUCGUUUUUGAUAGAGAAAGGGGAACAAAUAUUUCCAUGCCAAAAAAUUCAACAAAAUUUAUUUUUUAGCUAGAUUAUUAUUAAAAUUAUUAUUAGUAGCUAGAUUUUUUUUUAUUUGUAAGUUAAUGAAACUUUAUAGACCAUCUUUCAUUUUAUGUGAAAAUAAAUUCUUUAUAGAUGAUGGAGACUGUAGUAUUAUAAUUUUUUUAAUGAUUGAAUUUAUAUCCCUAAUAUCCUUGAUAUUUUCUAACCAUUUUUUAAUUUUGUAUA